AGUUGGGUUAGGUUAAAUAAAGAUUUUUGUUGCUAAUGAUAAGUGAAAAUAAUUCAUGAUUUAGGUGUCAAAUUACGGAUGUUUUGGGCUACUCGAUAUAAGAAUCUAAAUUAACCAUAGUGAUCAUAAAUUAUUCGUAGAAAAGUGAAAAUGAGUCGCCAUGACGGUGUCAGCUGUGAUUCCUGUAUGAAAAACAAUUUUCGAGGUCAUAGAUAUAAGUGCCUAAUAUGUUAUGAUUAUGAUCUCUGUGCAUCCUGCUAUGAUGAAGGAGCUACCACGACUAGACAUAGUACAGAACACCCAAUGCAGUGCAUUCUCACAAGAUCUGACUUUGAUCUUUAUUAUGGUGGAGAAACAUUGACAAAUGAGCAACCACAAUCUUAUACAUGCCCCUAUUGUAAUAAAAUGGGUCUGACUGAUGUGACUUUGCAAGAACAUGUGCAGGCAGAUCAUACUGACAUAUCAUUCGAAGUUGUCUGCCCUGUUUGUGCAGCAGUACCAGGCGGUGACCCAAACCUCAUCACAGACGAUUUCGUGGGGCACCUGACGCUGGAACAUCGUACGGGAUCAAGAGACCUUAUUUCAUUUUUGGAUGAGCCAUCUGGCAUUCGACAUGGUGGCGUGCGUCGUAUUCCUCACUCUUCGCGGGGGGUUGGCAGCACAAGAGCUAGACGUUCCAAUAUGCACUUCAGCUCAUCUGGAGGUCUUUCUUCAUUAUCGCCUAGUAGUCGGGAAUCCGUUGACCCUAUAGCUGAAUUAUUAUCACAAUUAUCUGGCGUCCGGCGGUCGGCUGUGGCCGCUUCUUCACCUUCGCCAGCUGCCAUCACUAGCAACACAACAUCAUCCCAGCUCCAACAGCUCCACAUGCAGAUACAACUGGAGCGCCAACAGGUCACUCCUUCAUUUUCACAGGCGGCGAGGCAGCAACUCGAACGGUUGCCUCGACGUCAGGCGCAGUUGUUAGCAGGUAGUGGAGCUGGUGCAGGAGCGAGUUCCGCAACAAAUCCGACUUUAAUUCAGAGUUCCCAAUCUGCCCAUAAUAGCAAAUCUGGGGCUUUACCAACCAGUUCACUUCUCGCCAGUACGUUGCAUAACCCCCCGAGCCCAUGGCAAUCUCAUAGUAACAGUCAGCAAUUCCUAUUAUCCAGGUUUAUGAAUUCGUCCCUUUCGGAUGGCCAAGUAGCAGACAUGGAGCAGUUGCGUGCAGACCGAUCUCUGUUCGCGCAGAGUUUGACAUUGGCCACGUUGUCUAUUGUGGAACCUGAGCCGGAGAACAUGGAAGUGGCAACACCUUUGAAUGAGAAUGAUUCCAGCGAGUCAAUGAACAAUGCAAGUACUCCAGCUCAGGAUAAAAUACUUGAUCCACACCCCAAUAGUCAGCAAAGAGAUGUUCAUACAACCACUGCAGCCGCCAAUAAUACCACGACCGCCACAAAUCAUCCCAAUAAGCCCCCAACGAAAUCCGGAGAACGUAAACCAAAGCAUGCCGCCAGUGCUAAAACUAGGGAUUUAAAAUCACGCGGCGACACGCUGAAAGUGAAUCAGGUUGCGGAUCGCAGGUAGUGCUGCGAUUCUUGGCAACCAAAAAAAAAUUAGCUAUAUAACAAUUAUAGACACACAUAUGGUAAGAAAGAGGAGGACACGGAUUCAGAAUGUUAUUUAUAUUGAAUCUUUUUAGCAAGUGGGUGUAUGUGAACCAUUAUGAAAGUUAGUUGAACAAGUGAUAAAGAUUUGAUCCGAACACCUUUUACUUAUCAUGACCUCAUCCCCGUAUCUAGUGUGGCUUAUAAAAAAAAAAAUUAUUUCACUAAUAUAACAGCAUAUUUUAAAAAAAAGUGUUACUUUAGAACUGAAUUCAUUUCUUAAACAAUUUGGUUCGGGAGCCAAUGGCCUUGUCAAGUAUAACACAGGUAUUUGGUAUUAUUUAUGAAAAUUAAGGAUAUAUUUGUUUUGAGCAGAUGUAUUUGUGAUAUUGUUUGAUAUUGUACGUUACUAGUUUUCAUGCUAUGUUACUAGUUUUCUUUGUACGGUAUUAUCAAAAUAUUUCAUGUAACAAUUGUACUAAUAUCUGCUUACAUCUGAGUAUUCUGUCCUCAAUGUAUUUUAUUAUUUAAUAUCAUAUAUUAAAUUACAUAAAUUAAUAUAUUGGAUGGUUGAGUGUGUGUUAAUCUCGAUGAAUUAUGUAAAUACCUUAUAUAAAACUUAUUUUUUUGGAAACUUCUUAAAUUAUGACAAAACUGUUUUAAAUAUGAAGAGUAUCCAAAUUCAUAUAAGACAUCCAUUGCAUUGUUUAGUAGAAAAAAUAUGAUUUUAUGUAUUAUUUAAAUUUAUAUAUAGAAUAUUAAUGACUCACAGUGUAGUGUAUAUAUACAUCUACUAUAAUUUAUUAUUUACAAAUUUUCCCGAUAAAAAUACUGUUACUAAAUUGCUAGGCAUGUGAUCAUGUAUUAUGACUUUGUCUACAUUAGGUGUGAUCUUGAUAAUGAAAUAUAUGAGCUUUGAAAUCUCUA
Messenger RNA from Ctenocephalides felis (cat flea), 2510 nucleotides. Its product is annotated as E3 ubiquitin-protein ligase KCMF1-like. Gene Ontology annotation, cellular component: plasma membrane. The transcript is spliced from 7 exons. The record is from RefSeq and is a predicted model, not a curated record. NCBI's taxonomy places the organism in Eukaryota, Metazoa, Arthropoda, Insecta, Siphonaptera, Pulicidae. Bases 151 to 1563 code for a protein of 470 amino acids. Gene Ontology annotation, biological process: synaptic signaling. Gene Ontology annotation, molecular function: zinc ion binding.